AUGCAGACAAGUACGGUUCAAGUGAAGCAACUUUCAGAUCUAGCUACUGAGAGAGAGAUUUACGAAUUCUUCUCGUUUUCUGGAGAAAUUGAAAACAUUCAGAUCGUUAGAGAAUAUGGAAAACCAAAGACUGCAUUUGUGACGUUUAAAGAUCCAAAAGCACUUGAAAUUGCGUUAUUGUUGUCGGGAGCAACAAUAGUAGACCAGAUUGUGAGUAUAAGUCCCGUUGAAAACUAUGUCGCUAAUCGUGAGAUGCAAGAAGCAAGGGUGGGGGAACAUGCUAUAACAAUUGCUCCGUCUGAAGAUGCCGCAUUGAAUUCUGAGGAGGAGAAACCCGGUGGAAGAGUAUAUCUUAGUAAAGCACAAGAUGUUGUUACGAAUAUGCUGGCAAAAGGAUCAGCGAUAAAACAAGAUGCCGUGAACAAAGCUAAAGCAUUUGAUGAGAAGCAUCAACUGACCGCCAAUGCAUCAGCAAAGAGGUUACAUGUUUCGGAUAAAACAAUGGCAGCAAUAUUUGCAGCCGAGAGGAAGUUGAACGAUACUGGGUCAGCUGUCAAAACAAGCAGAUACGUGACUGCCGGAACAUCAUGGCUAACGGGUGCUUUUAGCAAGGUGGCGAAAGCCGGAAACGUGGCUGGUACUAAAACUAGAGAAAAGUUUAAUAUGGCUGUUUCAAACUUGACAACAAAGGAUACCUCAUUGGUUGUAUAG
This is a messenger RNA of Vicia faba (fava bean), 711 nucleotides long. The record is from the annotation of a GenBank genome assembly. NCBI's taxonomy places the organism in Eukaryota, Viridiplantae, Streptophyta, Magnoliopsida, Fabales, Fabaceae.